Cylicocyclus nassatus is the source of this 501-nucleotide messenger RNA. The record is from the annotation of a GenBank genome assembly. NCBI's taxonomy places the organism in Eukaryota, Metazoa, Nematoda, Chromadorea, Rhabditida, Strongylidae.
AUGGACAGACAUGGUCUUGGUUUCUUGACCGACUCUAUCGGAUGGUUGGAGCAGAACAAUUCUCUUCAAAUUGAGAUGCGACCAAAAGGUGACACCUCAGCCUCAGUCCAGGCACAAUUCGUAAACGCCACUAAAAUGGUGUGCCUCAACGGCAAUUAUGUAAAAUUCAUCUUUUCACUACUCUCGACAGGAUUCUCAUCAUUCCGAUCCCGAAGAGAAGCGGAGCCUUUCAAGUUGGGUUUCAUGUGUGAAGGAGCGGAGCUCAAGUGUGUGGGAUCAACAUGCUCUUUUUGCACAGAUAUCAAGCUCACAAACAGAAGUGUUAGUACACGGGAGAAAAUCUUUAGUUGCACGCCUCACAUCGAUGUCGUGGAUUGGGUGAAAAGCAAUGUCAAACAUUAUUGGACGAAAAUAACAAAUGUGUUUAGUGGGGGAGCAGAACCGAAGGAAGCGGAAGAACAACAAAGUGUUUUCACAUCACUAUUGCGAUGGCUAAUAUAA